GGAGGCGAAGAGGCCGUCGGAGGAAGCGCUGAGGAGAUGGCGGUCCGCUGUGUGGCUCGUCAAGAACCCCCGCCGCCGGUUCCGCAUGGUUGCCGAUCUCGCCAAACGUUCCCGCGCCCACCGCGAUCGCCGCCAAAUGCAGGAAAAGAUGCGAAUACUUCUGUAUGUACAAAAGGCUGCAUUGCACUUCAUUGAUGCAGCCAGCCAAUAUGAUCAGCCAAGCAUUACAGAAGAGGUGAGGCAGGCCGGUUUCCACAUUGACCCGGAAGAGCUUGCUUCCAUUGUCCGUUCCCACGACUCAAAACGCUUGGAGUUGCAUGGAGGAUUGAGAGGUUUGGAACAAAAGUUAUCUCUUUCUCUUGAAAACGGUGUUCCCCUGAGUGAGAUCACGAAAAGGCAAAAUAUCUUCGGGUUGAACAGAUUUGUUGAGAAACCUUCUAGAUCUUUCUGGAGCUUCAUAUGGGAUGCCCUACAAGAUCUUACUCUCAUCAUCCUCAUGGUUUGUGCUGUAGUCUCUAUAUCCAUUGGUAUCGCCACUGAGGGGUGGCCAAGAGGGGUUUAUGAUGGGGUGGGGAUACUUCUUUGCAUUCUCUUGGUGGUUUUGGUCACUGCAGUCAGUGACUAUAGGCAGUCGCUGCAGUUCAAGGACUUGGAUCAAGAAAAGAAGAACAUCAAGAUUCACGUAACCCGAAAUGGGAAAAGAGAAAAAGUUUCCAUCUAUGAUUUAGUGGUAGGGGAUGUAGUCCACCUGUCCAUUGGAGAUGUAGUCCCUGCAGAUGGGCUGUUCAUAUCAGGCCACUGCAGCUUAUCCAUUGAUGAAUCCAGCUUGUCAGGGGAGAGUGAACCGGUUAAUGUGGAAGAAAAAAACCCAUUUCUUCUAUCAGGGACCAAAGUACAAGAUGGGUCAGGGAAAAUGGUCGUGACAGCUGUUGGGAUGAGAACAGAGUGGGGGAGAUUGAUGGUUACCUUGAGUGAAACCGAAGACGAAGAGACACCAUUGCAGGUUAAACUGAACGGUGUGGCCACGAUUAUAGGGAAGAUCGGUUUGGCUUUUGCUCUCUUGACUUUUUUGGUUCUCACAGGAAGGUACAUAUCAGUAAAGGCAAGGGAAGGUGAAAUCAGAAAAUGGUCAGGAACUGACGCGCUGAGUCUCAUGAAUUUCUUUGCCAUUGCAGUGACCAUUCUUGUCGUUGCUGUUCCGGAAGGAUUGCCAUUGGCAGUGACAUUAAGCUUGGCUUUUGCAAUGAAGAAAUUGAUGAACGACCGGGCUUUAGUUAGGCAUCUCUCUGCUUGUGAGACAAUGGGUUCUGUCACCUGCAUUUGCACAGACAAAACAGGAACGUUAACCACAAACCACAUGUCUUCAUUAUCAGAGAAGGCAUUGACAGUUCUUUUGCAUUCCAUAUUUCAAAAUACGGGAGCGGAAGUCGUGAGGGAUAAAGACGGAAAGAAUAACAUAAUCGGCUCUCCAACAGAGACAGCAUUGUUAGAGUUUGGUUUGACACUUCAAGGAGAUUUCCAUUCAAAAAGCAAGGAAUUGAAGAUUGUGAAACUCGAACCUUUCAAUUCAGUGAAAAAGAAAAUGUCUGUUCUUGUGGCUCUUCCUGGAGGUGGUGGGCAUCGGGCAUUCUGUAAGGGAGCAUCAGAAAUCAUAUUGAGAAAUUGCAAUAAAGUUCUUGACAAAGACGGGCAGUCUAUGGCCCUAUCUGAUGAUCAGAGGAAUAAUAUCUCCAAUGUUAUAAACACAUUUGCUUGUGAAGCUUUAAGAACACUUUGUUUGGCUUUUCAAGAUGUGGAAAGCGAUUCUAGUAUUCCAGAAAACGAUUAUACACUGGUAGCUGUCAUUGGAAUCAAAGAUCCGGUCCGGGUUGGCGUGAAAGAAUCUGUUGAGACUUGUUUGGCUGCAGGAAUCAAAGUGAGAAUGGUGACAGGUGAUAACAUCAAUACUGCCAAGGCCAUAGCCAAAGAAUGUGGCAUACUGACUGAAGAUGGUAUAGCCAUUGAAGGCCCUGAUUUUCGCGAAAAAAGCCCUCAGGAGAUGAAGGAGAUAAUGCCAAAGUUGCAGGUGAUGGCUAGAUCACUGCCACUAGACAAACAUAAAUUAGUGACUAUGUUGAGAAAGGAUUUCCAAGAAGUGGUGGCCGUGACUGGUGAUGGCACUAAUGAUGCUCCUGCUUUGCAUGAAGCCGACAUCGGAUUAGCCAUGGGCAUAGCGGGAACAGAGGUUGCCAAAGAAAGUGCUGAUGUUGUGAUAAUGGAUGAUAACUUCACAACUAUACUGAAUGUAGCAAAAUGGGGUCGCUCAGUCUACAUUAACAUCCAGAAGUUUGUUCAGUUCCAGUUAACAGUAAAUGUUGUCGCUCUCAUGACAAACUUUGUUUCUGCUUGUAUUUCAGGCUCAGCACCCCUCACAGCAGUUCAGCUGCUAUGGGUGAAUAUGAUAAUGGACACCCUGGGAGCUUUAGCACUAGCAACAGAACCUCCAAACGAUGAACUUCUGAACCGGCCACCCAUUGGAAGGACAGUCAAUUUCAUCACAAGGAUCAUGUGGAGGAACAUUAUAGGUCAAAGCAUCUAUCAGCUGGCAAUCCUUGGUCUCCUCAAGUUCAACGGCAAGCAUCUCCUACAUCUUGAGGGCCCAUUUUCUACUGCAACUCUUGACACCAUGAUUUUCAACACCUUUGUCUUCUGCCAGGUAUUCAAUGAAAUAAACAGCAGGGAUAUGGAGAAGAUAAACAUUUUCAGAGGCAUGUUUGGGAGUGGGAUAUUCAUGGGGAUCAUACUCUCCACAGUGGCAUUUCAGGUUAUAAUAGUGGAAUUCUUGGGGGCAGUUGCAGACACAGUGCCAUUGAGUUGGAACUUAUGGUUAGCCAGCAUACUGAUGGGAGCAGCGAGCUUGAUCGUUGGGGCUGUCCUCAAAUGCAUUCCUGUUACACUAACCAAGGACAGUGAAACAGUCAAGAGCCAUGAUGGUUAUGAAAAACUCCCAUCUGGACCAGACCUAGCUUAAAGAUUAGUUAGAACAGCUGCAAAGCUUUGCUCCUUGCCAAAUUAUACAGGAUGUAGCCAAGAAAAUUCAUUUACUAGCUAACUCUAGAUAUAAGGUUAUUUUUCCAUUACAUUAUUGAGCUUUGAGACUCCCCUAGCAAUUAGUUUUUGCCUGUUCCACUUGAUUUACAGUAAAAAUUUAACACUAGU
This is a messenger RNA of Cuscuta campestris, 3198 nucleotides long. The record is from the annotation of a GenBank genome assembly. Lineage: Eukaryota; Viridiplantae; Streptophyta; Magnoliopsida; Solanales; Convolvulaceae.